This is a messenger RNA of Medioppia subpectinata, 510 nucleotides long. Lineage: Eukaryota; Metazoa; Arthropoda; Arachnida; Sarcoptiformes; Oppiidae. The record is from the annotation of a GenBank genome assembly.
AUGGGUCUUUUGGAUGAUUGUAAGCAAUACUUCGGAACCGAUGACUUGUAUCAAGUGUUGGGCGCGAAGAAGGGGUCGCGAGAUAACGAGAUUAAGACACUGUAUAGAAAGCAGUCACUGAAAGUACAUCCCGAUAGAGCCGAAGAGGCGGACAAAGAUGUGGCGAAACGUCGCUUUCAGACCCUAUCGAAAGUGCACUUUAUUUUGAGCGACAAAUCUCUUCGCGAGACUUACGACGAGACGGGGAUUAUCCCAACCGAUGACUCGUUUGAAUCAAAGGCCGAUUGGGUUGAGUAUUGGCGGCUAUUGUUCCCGAAGAUCACUCCCAAAGACAUCGACGACUUUCUGGACAAAUAUGUCGGCUCUGAAGACGAGAGAAAUGAUCUGAAAACAUAUUACGUUAGAUUUGAAGGCGAUUUGGAUGUAAUCACUCAAUACAUGUUCUGUUUCGAUGAAAUCAGAUCUCGAGAACUCAUUCAAGAGAUGAUAGACAACGAAGAGGUCCCAGAA